UUCGACGAAUAUUUAAUGGAAUUAGUUCGUUCACACUCAGAGCUGUACAACAUGAGUGAUCGUAGAUACAGUGAUUCCAUUAGGAAAGAAUCACUGUGGAAGGAAACUGGAUUAGAGAUGGGGCGUCCAGGCCAUGAAUGCAAGCGACGAUGGGUGUCACUGAGAGACCAGUUUAGAAAAUUUGUUAAUAAAAAGACAAAGAGUGGCCAAGAUGCCAUAUCUAAUAAUGUGUGGAAGUAUGAGGAGGUUAUGGCUUUCUUGCAUCCACACAUUUAGGAGCAGGAAACAGUUACUAAUGUGACUGCUGACAUUUGUUCAGACGAGGAAGAAAACAUGGAUAUGUCUUCAUCGCCUAUUCUGGGCAGUGAAAGUGACAGUGAUUCGAGGCCAGAGACAAUUAAUGUGCAAAAGUGUAGAGCAAGAGGCAUAAGGAGGAGAACUGCAGAAUAUGCUUCAGCUUCUCUGAUGAAUUAUAUUCUAACAACACAACCAAAACAAGAUCAUAUUGACAGUUUUCUUUCAGGGAUAAGUGUCAGUAUAAAAACAUUG
This is a messenger RNA of Schistocerca americana (American grasshopper), 549 nucleotides long. RefSeq names its product transcription factor Adf-1-like. The record is from RefSeq and is a predicted model, not a curated record. Gene Ontology annotation, cellular component: nucleus; transcription regulator complex. The transcript has 2 exons. The coding region runs from base 16 to 276 and encodes 86 amino acids. Lineage: Eukaryota; Metazoa; Arthropoda; Insecta; Orthoptera; Acrididae. Gene Ontology annotation, biological process: regulation of transcription by RNA polymerase II.